AUGAAACUAGUCAGGUUUUUGAUGAAACUGAGCCAUGAGACGGUUACCAUCGAGUUGAAAAACGGUACCCAAGUCCACGGCACUAUUACAGGUGUUGACGUGAGCAUGAACACGCACCUGAAAGCAGUGAAAAUGACUUUGAAGAACCGCGAACCGGCGCAACUGGAGUCGCUGAGCAUCCGCGGCAACAACAUCCGCUACUUCAUCCUGCCCGACAGCCUGCCGCUCGACACGCUGCUCGUCGACAUCGAGCCAAAAAUCAAGUCCAAGAAGAGGGAAGCCGUGGUCGGACGAGGUCGGGGCAGAGGGCGUGGACGUGGCAGAGGACGGGGACGAGGCCGCGGGGGUCCUAGGAGAUGA
This is a messenger RNA of Nerophis lumbriciformis (worm pipefish), 360 nucleotides long. The record is from RefSeq and is a predicted model, not a curated record. Lineage: Eukaryota; Metazoa; Chordata; Actinopteri; Syngnathiformes; Syngnathidae.